This is a messenger RNA of Aphanomyces astaci, 1554 nucleotides long. RefSeq lists its product as hypothetical. The record is from RefSeq and is a predicted model, not a curated record. Gene Ontology annotation, biological process: pyrimidine nucleotide-sugar transmembrane transport. Gene Ontology annotation, molecular function: pyrimidine nucleotide-sugar transmembrane transporter activity. Bases 38 to 1108 code for a protein of 356 amino acids. Gene Ontology annotation, cellular component: Golgi membrane. Lineage: Eukaryota; Oomycota; Saprolegniomycetes; Saprolegniales; Verrucalvaceae. The transcript is spliced from 3 exons.
CGACGGCGUUCGAUUGCCAUUGCUCAAUCUUCUGACCAUGCCAAAGCAGGCCGACGACAACCGCAAGGGGUUCCUUUGGGGCCUCGUCAUGCUCGUGUCCGGCACCAUGUGCACCAUCAUCACCAAGGUGCAGUACGGCCUGCGCGCCGAAGGCACGGAGACGUGCAUCGUGAACGGCACCGCGACGCACGUGUGUCUGUUCGACAAGCCAUGGUUCGGCGUGCUCCAAAUGAAGCUGGCCAUGGCAUUCUGCAUUGUGAUUUUGAUGAUCCGUCAAAAGGUGCAGAAGCGAUCGUACUUGGAAACCCCCGUGAUGAACAUGCAAAAGCACGGCAAGAAGUUCAUGGCCACGCCGAAAGCCGCGCCGGGUGGUCGCUCGACCGAGCGCACGCCGUUUGUCGCGACGUCGUCUCACGCGACUAGCUGGGAAACUAUCUUUUGGAUUUUGUUACCAUCGUUCCUCGACUUGCUCAACACGGUGCUCGCCAACAUUGGCCUGCUGUGGGUGUCGUCGUCCAUCUACCAAAUGUCCCGCGGGUCCGUCGUGCUCUUCAACGCCAUCUUUUCCGUGCGGUUCAUGGGCAAGAAGCUCUUCGCGUACCAUUACUUGAGCAUCUUGGUCGUCAUGACCGCCGUCGCCGUCGUCGCAUACGCGGGCAUCAUGCAGUCCAACGCCGCGGCCACUUCGUCGUCCGUGGAAGACCAGGAGAAGCACUCCAACCAAGUGCUGGGAUUGGGUCUCAUCUUCGUGUCGCAGCUGAUCACGGCCGUCCAGAUCGUCGUGGAAGAGUGGUUUCUCACCACCCGCCAUGUGAGUCCGCUGACGUUGGUUGGGUGGGAAGGCAUCUGGGGCCUCGCCUUCUUCGCGGUGCUCACGCCGCUGCUCAUGGCCACGCCCCCCGGGGACUCGGCGCUGUCCAAGAUCUGGCACGAGGACUUUGUCGACACGUUCGUCAAGAUGGGCAACUCAUGGGUCGUCACCGCCACCGUGCUGCUGUACAUUGUCUUGAUCGGCCUCUUCAACGUGCGACUCUACUUCCAUCAAAACAACAACGAUAGCAUGACACUAAUGACGUGGCACUGCUGUAGCUCGCGGCCAACUUUGUGACCAAGUACUUGAGCUCGGUGGUGCGCAGCAUCUUGGACGUAAGGGCACUCUCUUCCAUGACCCUCUCCAGAUCAUCUCAUCAUGCUCAUGCAUGUUCGUUGACUAGACGUUGCGCACCCUGGGGGUGUGGGUGCUGUCGCUCUUUAUCUUUUACGUCGUGCGGUGGACAGGGGCCAACUCACCUGGCGAACAGUGGACGGUCUGGAGCUGGCUGGAACUGGCCGGGUUUGCACUGAUGGUGGCUGGCACGUUGGCGUACAAGAAGAUAUUCCAUCUGCCUAUCAAGAGUUUGUACGAAGCCGAAGAGAAGGCGACGGCGGCCGCGCUUGUCAAGUCCCCGUUCAUGGCCAACAUGCAUUAAGCUGUGGAGGCCAGACACCACGUCCACUUCGUUCUAGGGACUAGAAUAUCAUGCAAUACUACUACAUAGUACUAUUGUAGAACCA